AUGGCGACGGGGACGCUACCAUCUGUUCUAUCCUCGUUUUGUUUCGUUUUUAUGUUUAUUCACCUUCACGACUUUAAAGUUUACGGUCAGCAGUACAUCAUACCGUUUAAAGAGCCUAUAAACUGCGGCACGGAGGAGUUUUAUGAUAUUUCCAGUCUGUCGUGUUCAAGCUGUGGGUCCAACCAACGCCGCAGUAGCACAGGUCUUUCUUGCAUCUGCAAAGUUGGAUAUUUUGCCCUUACUACAGAAAAAUCAUCUGUUUGUGAAAAGUGUCCUACAGAUAAACCAGCUGUAACGAAGGAUGGGUUUGGCUGUAUUCGCUGUCCGGGUAGUAUAAGUGAUGAGGGGUUUUGCACAUGCCCAAUGGGCAGCGUCCUUAUUGAGAGAGAUCUUAAGGGGAACGUUUUAGAGGAAGCCCAGUGUGAGGUGUGUAAUGGCAGCAAACCAGCCUCUUCAGUCCCGAACAUCAAUGGAGACAGGUGCGAGAGAUGUCAUGCCUCUUUCAUCAGUAGCUCUUGUGCAUGUGGAUCUCCUGGUAUUCUAUCUGGGGGAUUAUGCUUUUCACCUGGAAGUCUGCCAACCAAUGUAAAUCCAAGUGUGAACUUUGCUCAGCUGAAGAUUAAUGUGCACUCAGCAUGGUUUGUCAGAAAUCUCUACUCUUCUGCAGCCGCAUGCCUGGUUUUCUCUAACCUGACUGCAUGCCAGGCUCUUGGGAACAUGUGUGUGUUAAACAUGCACUCUUUCAGUGGUGUGAGCACUGACGCCUGUGGACUCUUCAACACCAUCUUCAGAUCGAGAGCAGCGCUGAGCUCAAUCCAUGACAUCUCAUACUGGAGAGUCAACUUGCCCUGGCUUUAUUAUGGAGAAGAGCCAGGACUAGCGAUUAGGGUCCUUCAGACGAAUCCAGUGCCAAUUGGAUUCAGUUUCAGAGGAAAAAAUGAGUUUACUGCCAUUAAUCUGGUUGCUGCUGUUUAUGACGUGAGAGGAGAGUUUCUUGGAUGGGAAAAGAUCGGUCCAGGUAAUCUACAGCUUUGUCCAGACACUGCUGUCAGGCAGGCAGCAGCCUAUAAUUUUGGGACAUCGUACCAAGAAAGUUGUACCCUCUCUCUCAAAGAUUUGUUGGUCUCUCAUCCGGAGCCGUUGUUCUAUGAUGUCUUCAUGGAUCUUGGAGGUGAUGAGAACAAAAAGCUUCUUCCAUUACCCACACUGGUCAACAACCAACAGUACAAUGGAAGGUUCUUCAACCAAGAAAGCAUGAAAAACUGGUACCUGACCCGGCGCUUGUUUCUCGUGGAUACUUUAAGCGGUCGAGAGAAAACCUUGACUUCAAAUCCUAAAGUGAUUCGCGUGAUUAAAACUCUGACAAUAAAAUUUCAGCUUGUUCCGCGGACACAGGAGGGGCAGGUUUUUCCCCCUCUGAUUACUGUCACCUACAACGAUGUCCCCGUCUCAGAUAUCAACAUACAGAAAGUGACUACCUCUUUUUCUGUGGAGUAUGAAAUGGAUCAGGCUGAGUCAAACUUAAAAAUGAAUACGGCGCUCGGAGUUUUGGGAGGUGUGGCAGUUUUGUAUUCACUGUUAAAAACUGUAGGCUGGAAGAGGAGGAUUGCUUCACCACUUAUUGAUGCAGGGAUUAUAUUCAAGUUUUUGUUAUUCUACGCGGGAGAUCUGGCAAAUGUUUUCUUUGCCGUCACUGUUGGAACAGCACUUUACUGGCUCAUAUUUUACAAGGCCCAGCAGUUUGUUUCUGUGUUAUUACCACUUCCAGCUCAAGAAGAACAGUUUGUCACAUACAUCGGUUGUGCUUUUGCGCUAAAGGGAAUCCAGCUUCUUCACAAACUGACCCUUCAGUUAUCUGUGGAUAUGUUCUUAAUCGACUGGGAGAGGCCACGCAACAAAACUGGCACCAGAACUACCCAAGCUGGUGGUGAAGUGAAGCGUGACCCUGCCCCCGUGAGCAUCUGGAGGACUUAUUUUGUGGCAAAUGAAUGGAACGAAAUUCAGACUAUUCGAAAGAUUUGCCCCACAUUUCAAGUCAUGGCUGUUCUUUUCUUUCUUGAGGUAGUAGGUUUUUCAAACUUGGCUCUGAGGGACCCAUCACCUUUGUUAGAGCGCCCCCUGCAGGCAUAUACGCCAUCCUACAGCCUGAUUCUACGCUAUGGGGUUUCUACAGCACUGUGGCUUUGCAUUGGACUGCUUCAAGUGAUCUUUUUCACUCUCUUCUAUGAGUGCUUUGUUGAGGACAAAAUCAGGCAGUUUGUGGAUCUCUGCUCCAUCAGUAAUAUAUCUGUGCUGCUUUUAUCCCACCGAUGUUUUGGUUAUUACAUUCAUGGACGCUCGGUUCACGGCCACGCAGAUACAAACAUGGAAGAAAUGAACAACAAUCUAAAACGUGAAGGGGAAUCCUUGUGCGGUCAAAGGGGUCUUCUUCCCAACACGGACACUCAGACGUUUCAGAUCUCUCUCGCAAUCCCAUUAAGGAAUCAAUAUGACCGAAUACGAGAGCCUCUCAACAGGAGAUAUAGACCAGCCCGCAUGCUAGACACAUCCUCUGGAAACCACUUUGAGCAGUGCACCAGAGCCUACAACACAAUGAACCACUUCCUCGGAGCUGUUAUUGACCAUGCCCACCCAGCUUUGGACUACAUUGUGAGAGACAAGUUAAUGCUCGAACGUAUAAUUGGGAUGGAGUUUCUUGACCCAAAUGACAAAAGUAUCUUCUACAAUGAUGAGGCCCAUUCUUUCAGUGAUUUGCUUUUUUAUGGAAAUGAAGCCACGCUGCUGAUCUUUGAUACUUUAUUCUUUUGUGUGGUUGACCUUGGUUCUCAGAGCUUUGUUCUUGCUGCUGUUCUCACAUACUUGCAGCAGAUGAUCUUCAGAGUGAUUCGUAAUGCUCUUGGAAGAAAGAAUCUAGCAAAUAAGACACUAGUGGAUGAGCGUUUUCUUAUAUAGAGCGUUAUUAUA
Molecule: messenger RNA, 2964 nt
Organism: Periophthalmus magnuspinnatus
Lineage: Eukaryota; Metazoa; Chordata; Actinopteri; Gobiiformes; Gobiidae
Gene: tmem67
Product: transmembrane protein 67
Exons: 27
Coding region: 1-2952 (983 amino acids)
Biological process (GO): cilium assembly
Cellular component (GO): MKS complex; ciliary transition zone
Source: RefSeq, a predicted model, not a curated record